Messenger RNA from Colletotrichum tamarilloi, 417 nucleotides. RefSeq lists its product as uncharacterized. The transcript has a single exon. The record is from RefSeq and is a predicted model, not a curated record. Bases 1 to 417 code for a protein of 138 amino acids. NCBI's taxonomy places the organism in Eukaryota, Fungi, Ascomycota, Sordariomycetes, Glomerellales, Glomerellaceae.
AUGCCCGACGCCGACAACAAUCCUUCCAAGCCUUGUCUUCAGCAUCUCCAAGGCGAACCACUCCAAACAACGAUUCCUCCGGCUCCCGCUUCCUGCGCGCGCACCCCGCGGGCAGAUACCAGUACUCGAGCUCCUCGACAACACUUGGAGACGGGUCGCAAGCCAAUACGAGCAAGCGCAACGCCAGACAAGGGAGCCGCACGGGUGUACCAAAAUACGAACUUCUUACCUGGCGCUGCUGCGGGCGAAACACCUAAAUGCCCAGCCAGAUUUUCCGCGCCUAACACUCUCGGGGGCUUGCUUGCUCACCAUUCUCGCUCACACCCCAUUCACCUCAACAUCUACCUUUUUUCUUCCCCUUACGGUUUCUGGCAGAGCAAAGCCCAUUUUGACGGUUUGCAAUCUCCGUACACCUAA